AUGGUGGUGAAGGCAGUGCAACUCGCGGUCGUCGCUAAUCUGUCGUCCGCCGCGUGCAUAAACGCCGUCAAACGCUCCGUUGCAAAACGCGGGUGGGGUCUUGAGUUGCAAUGUGACAAUGCAACCGCUUUCGUCGAUGCAGAUCGUGGGCUGCGUCAGCUGCGGAAAGAGUAUCUGUGGCAGUUCCAGUCGGCGGAAUGGGGUCUCUACUGUGCGGACAAUGGCAUCACCUUCCGGUUCAUUCCAGCCCGCUCUCCACAUUUCGGAGGCAUCUGGGAAGCCGGAGUGAAAUCGUUUAAGUACCAUUUUCGUCGCGUCAUAGGACAAAAGGCUUUCACAAUGGACCAGUUUCUAACGGCCGUUGCUCAAGUAGAGGCAGUCCUGAACUCUCGUCCUCUUGUUCCCAUUUCUGAUUCGCUUAACGACCUCUCCGUUCUGACCCCAGGGCACUUUCUCAUUGUAGAGCCUCUUGUCUCCAUUCCUGAGCCUGAUCUACUUCACCAGUCCCCUAAUCGCAUCACCCGUUUGCAGGACAUGCAACGCUCGAUCCAAGAUCAUUGGCGUUGUUGGUCGCGGGACUACGUGAGCCAGCUCCACCAGCGCAGCAAGUGGAGGCGCCCGGCAGUGGGCGUCCGCAAGGGUCAGUUGGUGUUGUUGAAGCAAGACAACUACCCUCCACUACAACGGCCUCUCGGGCGCAUCAUCGAAACUAUCCCCGGUUCGGACGGGCGAGUUUGA
This is a messenger RNA of Wyeomyia smithii (pitcher-plant mosquito), 738 nucleotides long. RefSeq lists its product as uncharacterized. Bases 1 to 738 code for a protein of 245 amino acids. The record is from RefSeq and is a predicted model, not a curated record. Lineage: Eukaryota; Metazoa; Arthropoda; Insecta; Diptera; Culicidae. Gene Ontology annotation, molecular function: nucleic acid binding. The transcript has a single exon.